AUGUAUCCGUGCGAGCUAGCUGCGCUACCCAUGUGGGAGGAAGAAGAGUGGCUGCCACCUCCCAACAUACCGGUCGCACUCCCUGGCAUCUCGGACGUGGAACGAUGUGCGUCUCCUGGAGUCAUGGUCGAAGACAUUGCGAGUUCGCUAUCGCUAGCCGCACUGUGGUCCCAGUAUGACAAUAGCGAUCCUGAGGAAGACGAAGAUGAAGGUGCAGAUGGAUCGACAGCCGUAGCCGAAGCAGCAGCCGUGUUGAUGUCGGCCGGAUGCGGGUAA
This is a messenger RNA of Pseudozyma hubeiensis SY62, 276 nucleotides long. RefSeq lists its product as hypothetical. The transcript is spliced from 2 exons. NCBI's taxonomy places the organism in Eukaryota, Fungi, Basidiomycota, Ustilaginomycetes, Ustilaginales, Ustilaginaceae. The record is from RefSeq and is a predicted model, not a curated record. Bases 1 to 276 code for a protein of 91 amino acids.